This is a messenger RNA of Solanum dulcamara, 957 nucleotides long. RefSeq lists its product as uncharacterized. NCBI's taxonomy places the organism in Eukaryota, Viridiplantae, Streptophyta, Magnoliopsida, Solanales, Solanaceae. The transcript has a single exon. The coding region runs from base 1 to 957 and encodes 318 amino acids. The record is from RefSeq and is a predicted model, not a curated record.
AUGGAUAAAAGUUGGUUGAAUAUUAGGAAUAGAGUUGACCAAAAAUAUAGAGACGGAGUAGAAGGUUUUCUUAAUUGGGCAUUCAGUCAACCCAAGGUGAACACUAUGAUUCGAUGUCCUUGUAAAGGAUGUAUGAACACUGUGUUUAAGCUAAGAAUUGAUAUAAGAGUAGACUUAUUGAAGAAGGGAUUCUGGGAUUCUUAUAAGGUGUGGGACUUGUAUGGAGAAGUGUUGGUUAGAGUUGAAAAUUCUAAUGUCGCACUUAAUGAUGAAGUAGAAGUUGAUAGCGCUGAAGAGGAUGACAUUACUCAAAUGAUCCAUGAUGCUUGUGGAUAUAUGAAUCUGGAUAAUAAUGCUACUUAUUCGGAGGGAAAUGAAGAGCCAAAUAUGCAUGCUACAAAGUUCUACAAAUUGUUAGAAGAUGGUAAGACAGAACUUUAUCCUGGUUGCACAAAAGUCUCAAAGUUGUCUUUUGUUGUUAAAUUACUUCACUUGAAGUCACUUAACCAUUGGAGCAACAAAUCGAUGGAUGAGUUAUUAAGGUUCUUUAAAGAAGUUCUUCCCGAGGGGUCAUUUGUACCUAGUUCUUUCUAUGAAGCAAAGAAAGUUCUUCGUGACCUAGGCUUGGGAUAUACCAAAAUAGAUGCAUGCCAGAAUGAUUGUAUUUUAUAUUGGAGCGAUUAUGUCAAUGCUCAAUCAUGUCCUAAGUGUGGCAAGUCUAGAUGGAAAUCAGUAAAACCCAAAGGCAAGAAAGUAGCUCAUAAAGUGUUGCGAUAUUUUCCAAUCAAACCAAGGCUUCAAAGAUUAUACAUGGCAAAAGAGACAUCAAAGAAGAUGAGGUGGCACAAGGAGGAGAAUAUUGAUGACGGUGUCAUGCGUCAUCCAUCUGACUCAAUAGAAUGGAAAUCUUUCAAUGAGCGUCAUCCUACUUUUUUAGCUGAGUUAAGAAAUGUGUGA